AUGGCAGAGAAUAUGCAGUCAAUAUUCAAGCAAAGACCCCCACGGAAGUUCUUCUGCGACUUCCAGGACUGCGGAAAAUCCUUCACGAGGGCAGAGCAUCUCCAAAGGCAUGAGCUGAACCACCGUGACUCACCAAACACCUGCGCUAGAUGCUCCGCACAUUUUGCCCGGCCGGACCUAUUAGAAAGACAUAUGGAACGGCAUGCGCAGAAGGACAAGGAGGCAGGUGGGGAAGGGCUCGGAAUCUUGGUCACGAGGAAACGGUGCUGGCGUGACGAAAACGGGAAUAUCACAACGAAGCGGCCGGCGUCGAGUAUGGCCGCCGUUGGGAAGGCUCUUGAAGCUCAGCUGCAGAGGAGGGCCGACAGCAGUGAUGAUAGUUGUUCGAAUGAUCCGAGAUCUCCUGCGCACGCUGGACCAUCGACGUUGAGCCAAAAACGGAGGGAUAUGAGUGCUGCCCACGAGGAGAAGGUUGUCGAUAGUACGGGCUUCCGGGGGUUUGAGACGUAUGAGCAGCUGGAGGGGCAGGGCCGGAAUUUGCAGAGUGGUAACUUCAUCCUAGCUCCGGUGGCCGAGCAACAACCGGGUUAUUAUUUAGGUCACACUCUGCCGGAGGAAACCCCUGCAGUUAUUGAUGGGACCCUCAACCAGUAUCAUGGGAGUUAUGAUCCCAUCUUUGAAGCGAAUACAGCACAGAGCUUGAAUAUGCCUUUUAGCGGUGGUUACAAUUGCGAUUGGUAUUAUGAAGGAGACAUAGGACAAUCGGGAGAAGCUCAGGAGAACAUUGACACGGCCUUGAAUCGGGAUAUGAGGACGGGUCACAUUAGCACACCUCUCCGAGUGGGGCCGGGCUACAUCGAAGGCCCGGGAUUGCUAACAACAACGGAUGAACAAUACACUAGUUUUUCGGCCCAAGUUCACCAAGCAGUCCACCCACCACCACAGCAACAGCAGCAGUUUAUCAAACCGGAGUUGCCCCAGGGUGAUGUAGUUUUCGAACCGCACUUCUGUUUCUCAAAUGGCCCAACGAUCGCCAUCUCGGCGGCCCCGAGCGACCCUUGUACCGACGGCGCAAUUCCUCCUCUUUUGAAACACCGGCGAAGUGCACGGGUUGCAGAAAAUUCCCAGCUACUCCAACAAAGACCAAUUUUAUACCCGAAACCCCGACCAUCUCACGGAACCCCUCCAUAUCCAAACAUCAGAUCAGCGAGGCCACACGGAAACGAAUCCUCGAGUUCAUAA
Morchella importuna is the source of this 1242-nucleotide messenger RNA. RefSeq lists its product as uncharacterized. Gene Ontology annotation, molecular function: DNA-binding transcription factor activity, RNA polymerase II-specific; RNA polymerase II cis-regulatory region sequence-specific DNA binding. The transcript has 3 exons. The record is from RefSeq and is a predicted model, not a curated record. The coding region runs from base 1 to 1242 and encodes 413 amino acids. Gene Ontology annotation, cellular component: chromatin. Gene Ontology annotation, biological process: regulation of transcription by RNA polymerase II. Lineage: Eukaryota; Fungi; Ascomycota; Pezizomycetes; Pezizales; Morchellaceae.